Molecule: messenger RNA, 594 nt
Organism: Mycena citricolor
Lineage: Eukaryota; Fungi; Basidiomycota; Agaricomycetes; Agaricales; Mycenaceae
Source: the annotation of a GenBank genome assembly
CUUGCAUCUAUCUCCAUUCCUAUGGCAGAUCGGAUAAGCUCCUCCGUCUCUGGGCUGUGGACCGUGUAAUCAGCCACGGAACUGAACAGUCUCCUUCGGGCUCUGGAGCAUGAGCGAAAGGAGAACCGGUUCCGGGGAACACUGGGAUACUACUACCCGGUUCCGAUGAUGCCGUGGUAUUCGAAACGGGCGUCAGACUUGGUGCCGCCGCCCACGUAUGCUGGACGCUCGUCGAGGAAGCUACGAUGCACCCGGCGUAAGAAGAGCAUUCUGGACCCGAGCGGCGUUGUGAGCCAGUGUUCCAGCUCAAGCUAAGAAGCUUGCGCGUUUUUCGGUGCUGAGACUCAAGCCUGGGCUUGGAUGCGUCCAUCAAAUCUUCGUGAGAGUCGAUCGGUUGACUCUUCCCAGCGCUCCUCAAAGAAUUACGUGUCCAUGUGUUGCGCGGUAGGAACUUUCAGUGCAGGUACAUUCCAAUUCGCGGUCCAAUCCGGAUUACAGGACUUGCCCGGGUCCGACGACUAUAUCCUCGCACUGUUGAGUCGGGGUCCAGGUCGACACCUUCAGAACUUGCGCGGCGAGCUGAUUCAAUGUGCC